Messenger RNA from Anopheles coustani, 543 nucleotides. RefSeq names its product large ribosomal subunit protein bL27m (gene mRpL27). The record is from RefSeq and is a predicted model, not a curated record. Bases 69 to 494 code for a protein of 141 amino acids. Gene Ontology annotation, biological process: translation. Gene Ontology annotation, molecular function: structural constituent of ribosome. The transcript has 3 exons. Lineage: Eukaryota; Metazoa; Arthropoda; Insecta; Diptera; Culicidae. Gene Ontology annotation, cellular component: ribosome; mitochondrial large ribosomal subunit.
UUACGUAAAUACAUCUUCAUCCUAAACAAGUCUUGCGAAGUUUUCGUGAAAUUUUAUACAGUUUUAAAAUGAAUUAUAACAUCCUCACGCGCUUGCAACAUGGAAUCAUCAACAGUCCUAUAAUGGUUACAAUCCGGAACGCAUCUAAAAAGACCGGCGGAAGUUCGCGAAACAAUCCCAAGAACCCGCGCCCCAAACACAGGGGGUGGAAGGUGCAAGAUGGGCACCAUGUGUCCGCCGGCACGAUUUUGGCGACACAACGAACCACUCGGUUUCAUCCAGGGUUAAAUGUUGGUUUCGGCAAAAAUGGUACACUGUUUGCAAUGGAGCAUGGAAAAGUGUACGUAACGUGUGAAAAACUGGAUCCCAACUGGGACCACACGUGGGUCCAGCGGUGCUACGCGGGGCGCGAAGGCCAAACGAUUUACAAAAAAUUCUUUAACGUAGUCCCGGAACCUCAGCACCAACGGUUCAAGUUGGUAGACGAAGUAUGAAUAAAAUAAAAGCUACCUUUAUUGUUAGCAAGUAGUUACAGUACCCGUA